UCUUUUUUGACAACUAUACGGCACUUUUAUUAAUAACGCGUGCGAAGUCAUAGUUAUGAACCACUGUUCCGGCUGUCCCGCUGCUUCAUUUAUCCUCAGUUCGUGGCUUGCUAAUCGCCCACAAGUUCAACUGUCAGUGUCGGCAUUUAAUGUGAUGGGGAGUAAUAUUAUUGAUAUAGACGUUUUCCCAUUGUGGCGUACCACCUGUUAAAGCUGUUAGCAUGAGAAUAACCGAUCGGAUCGCACUGUAAAGUCAGAAAUACUCUGCAAAGCAAAGCGGGGGUGCAGCCUGUGUAAUGACGAUCGGGAAGUGAAAGUACACGAGGUUAGGUGUGUGCAGAUGCGCAGCCUGGCGUGGGUAGGGCUUCCCGGGGCGGAUCUGGGCUCCUCCGUGCUCACACUGCCUGACAGCGCCUCCCGGUCAGAGGUGCGGUGUAAUGUGCUGUCUAAUGCACACUAUAUAAUGUGCACCACCGCGGAACACGUGCGUGCUUAAGGAUAGUCAUAUGUACUCCAUGUAUGAUUUAGGGAUAUUUGAAAUUUACGAUUGUUGACAUCGUGCAGUUUUCAGUUUGAGCUCCAUGAUGCCCAUUUCUUUCUAAAAGUGCGUAAAAAGAAUCAAACCAAGCAACGCUGAAGUUAAAACUGUAUGUGUUUAAGUUGAUCAUAACCAACGUAUUUUCUAGUUUUUUUUAUUUCAGUAUGAAAUCGUUCAGGUAUGUGGGGUGUUGAAAGCAUUUACAGUGGCGCCAAGAUUUGAUUUUAAGGAGGUUACUGCCACUAGUCGCCAUUAUGUUGACAGACUGUUCGACCCCGACCCACAGAAAGUGCUUCAGGGAGUCAUUGACAUGAAGAAUGCUGUAAUUGGAAACAACAAGCAGAAAGCCAACCUUAUCGUGCUGGGAGCCGUGCCCAGGCUAUUGUACCUGCUUCAGCAGCCUUCGUCCAGCCUGGAGCUGCGGACCGAGUGUGCAGUGGUGCUGGGCAGCCUGGCUAUGGGCACAGAGAACAACAUCAAGUCCCUGGUGGACUGCCACAUCAUCCCCGCCCUGCUGCAAGGUCUUCUUUGUCAGGACCUGUGCUUUAUUGAGGCCUGCCUACGUUGCCUCAGGACAGUGUUCAUCAGUCCGGUUACUCCAGUGCAGCUGCUUUACCCAGACCCCACUGUGAUCCCCCACCUGAUGUCCCUGUUGAGUCGGUCACAGCGAACGCAGGAAUACAUCACCCAGAUCUUCUCGCAUUGCUGCAAGACUCCUGAGCAUCAGACGAUUCUGUACAACCACGGAGCCAUUCAGAACAUCGCCCCCCUGCUCAACUCACCCUCCUACAAGGUACAAAUGCAGGCCCUUAAGUGCUUCUCAGUCCUGGCCUAUGAGAAUGCCCAGGUGUCCAUGACACUGGUGAAUGUGCUUGUGGACGGGGAGCUGCUCUCUCAGGUAUUUGUCAGGAUGAUGCAGAGGGACCGGCCCAUUGAAAUGCAGCUUACAGCAGCAAAAUGCCUGACAUACAUGUGCCGAGCUGGAGCCAUCCGGACCGAUGACACCUGCAUUGUUCUGAAGACGCUCCCUUGCCUGGUGCGCAUGUGCAGUAAAGAGCGGCUCCUGGAGGAGCGGGUGGAGGGUGCGGAAACGCUGGCCUACCUGAUGGAGCCCGACGUGGAGCUGCAGCGCAUCGCGAGCGUCACCGACCACCUGGUGGCCAUGCUGGCUGACUACUUCAAGUACCCGAGCUCCGUGAGUGCCAUCGCGGACAUCAAGCGGCUGGACCAUGACCUGAAACAUGCCCACGAGCUACGGCAGGCCGCAUUCAAGCUGUACGCCUCGCUGGGCGCCAACGACGAGGACGUGCGCAAAAAGAUCACAGAGACGGAGAACAUGAUGGAUAGAAUCGUCAGCGGCCUGUCCGAGUCCAGCAUCAAGGUGCGGCUGGCGGCCGUCAGGUGUCUUCACAGUCUCUCUCGCUCAGUGCAGCAGUUAAGGACGAGCUUCCACGACCAUGCCGUGUGGAAACCCCUCAUGAAGCUACUGCAGAAUGCCCCUGAUGAAGUGCUGGUCAUGGCCUCUUCCACACUAUGCAACCUGCUGCUGGAGUUCUCCCCCAGCAAAGAGCCCAUCCUGGAAUCAGGAGUGAUCGAGUUGCUCUGCAGUCUGACCCAGAGUGACAGUCCUGCGCUGAGGGUCAAUGGCAUCUGGGCCCUCAUGAAUAUGGCCUUCCAGGCAGACCAGAAGGUGAAGGUGGAGAUCGUGCGAGCGUUGGGCACAGAGCAGCUUUUCCGCCUGCUGUCAGAUCCCGAUGCCAACGUGCUGAUGAAGACUCUGGGGCUGCUCAGGAACCUGCUGUCCACACGCCCGCAUAUUGACCAGAUUAUGAGCUCACAUGGCAAACAGAUAAUGCAGGCAGUCACCCUGAUCCUGGAAGGCGAGCACAGCAUCGAGGUCAAGGAACAGACGUUGUGUAUCCUGGCCAACAUCGCUGAUGGCAACACGGCCAAAGAGCUCAUCAUGACGAACGACGACAUGCUGCAGAAGAUCAAGUCUUAUAUGGGACACUCUAACGUUAAGCUGCAGCUGGCUGCCACCUUCUGUGUCUCCAACCUCAUCUGGAACGAGGAAGACGCACUUCCCCUCUGUCUGUGUCCAGGAUCCCAGGAGCGGCAAGACAAGCUGAGAGAGAUGGGCUUCGUGGACAUUCUGCACAAACUCACCCAGGCCUCGGACCCCAGCCUGUGUGACAGGGCGAAAACUGCCAUGCAGCAGUACCUGGCCUGACUGCGAGGAUGGCAGAAAGAGGAAGUCACUACCCACCAAUCACUGGGAGAUCGCCUUUCAGAUUCCCCCACUCCCUUCUCUAAAUUUUUUUUUCCCCAACCAUUUUGUUUUGUUGCACAAGACACCUUUUGAGUUGUGGCACAAACAGCCUCUUCCCCUGCCCCUCUGCCCCCCUGGGCCCCAGGACUCGUAAAGAACGUAAAGAAGAAGAAAAGCUGUCGGGCACGAUGCUCUCUUUUUACUUGCCAGCCGGAUUGUUGAGGAUUUAGUUUAUUUUUUCUUUGUGGACAUGAUGUUGAGAUGUGUGUGCGCACGUGCGUAAUGAACUGCACGUGCGUGCAUGUGUGUGUGUGUGUGUGCGCGCGCACGUGUGCAAUGAACUGCACGCGUGUGUGUUUGUAUAAUGGACUGUGCGUGUGUGCAUGUGUAAUGGACUGCGUGUGUGUGGCACUUCCUGGGGGCUGUGGACUCAUCAUGGACUAGAUGAUCUGGAUGCUGCUGCACUUUGAUUUCAGACAGUAGGGGGAGAGGUGGAACUGGGGAAUACGUGUUGCCUCUUCAUUAAUUUAAUUAUUGUUAUUAUAACUAUUGGUAGUAUUAUUUUAUGUUUUGGGGAGGGGGGGUGCUUAAAUGAUUGCUUGUUUUUGGAUGGAUUCUUUUCAAUUUGUUUUGGUUGUGGAAACAUACCUCAGAAUAUAUAUAAAUAUAUAAAUAUAUUUUUUGAAUUGUUUUCCCCCUCAGUUUUGUUUUUGUGAAUAUUUGUUUUUUUUGUUUGUUUUUUUUUGUUUUUUGUUCCUGAAAUAUUUCCUGUCUGUGAGGACAGAUAUGUGAUGGAGGAAUGAAAAUGUGUGGAUGUGGGAAAAUAGAGAGAGCUUUGGGUGCAGCAGGGGUGUGGUAAAUACGGCAGUGUUGGGGGGCUGUUUUUAUAUGGUUGUUUCGUCUGUUUUGUAAGAGAUGGCCUCACCUUUGGCUUUUUUUGAAGCUCUUAGAGAAUGAAUGAAUCAAUGAAUGUCAUUGAAAUAUAUGCAAGCAGACUGAUGGAGUCCGAGUGAUGCAGCUUCCUUUUGUUUGUGCAGUGUCACCAUUGGUGAUUCUUCUAGGAUCCCUACUUUCAAAUUACAGCUGCACAUAAAUCAUUUGCCACAAAGUCUUUUCCCAUCACUGUAAGAAUGAAGAUUGAAUUAAGCCCCACUUGACAGGGCACCCACCUAAUUAAAACUAAAUUAUGCUUCUUUA
Messenger RNA from Paramormyrops kingsleyae, 4004 nucleotides. NCBI's taxonomy places the organism in Eukaryota, Metazoa, Chordata, Actinopteri, Osteoglossiformes, Mormyridae. The record is from RefSeq and is a predicted model, not a curated record.